Cylas formicarius (sweet potato weevil) is the source of this 1915-nucleotide messenger RNA. RefSeq lists its product as uncharacterized. The transcript has 2 exons. The coding region runs from base 76 to 1752 and encodes 558 amino acids. The record is from RefSeq and is a predicted model, not a curated record. NCBI's taxonomy places the organism in Eukaryota, Metazoa, Arthropoda, Insecta, Coleoptera, Brentidae.
UUUAUAUUUAGUCAGCCGUUAAUAUUUGCUUUGGUUUGGUGUCGCAGUUCGCAAUAAUUUAGCGCUUUUCAUAUCAUGGCAUGUGCUUCGGGGGGUAAAGACCCCCCUGAUAGAAACGAUCGUAUCGUAGUUAAUAAUCCGAUAGUGUUUGCAAAUGAUUUUGAUUCCUUUCAAGCUCAACUAAACUUGUCCCAAGCUUCUACCUCCUCUAGCAGUGGUUAUUCAUCAGCCUUGACGCUUUCGCCUUUAGCUAAGAAAACAGCACAUGCUAUCGCUCAGCAUCAAUACUUCUUAGUACCCACUAAGGAGGAAAUAGAUUUAUUGGAGACAGAGUUACAAAAGCUUAAAUCUGUCUUCGUGGAAGAUCAGGAUGCCCUAAACGAAAUUGCAAGAAUUUCAGUCAACAUAAGGAGAACACUUAACCGAAAGUAUAAGUAUGAACUUACAGACCAGGGACCAUUUCUUAUCAUAAUGGAGGGAAUAACUUCUCAAGUUGGAAACAUUCACCCGAUGAAUAUUGGAAAAAUUUUGCACAGAGCUGGAGUACAAGGUAUAACAAAAAUCAAUAGAAAAGGGGCUAAUAAAAUCGGAAUUGAAUUCAGAACAUCAGAGUAUGCUAAUCAGUUUUUGUCAAAUGAAAGUUUCAGUUCUGCUAGAGGCUAUAAUAGGUACAUUCCACAACGUCUUGUCACUUGUAGAGGACUAAUCAAGGAUGUAGGGGACCAAAUUACGGAAGAGGAUUUUUACUCAGAAGCGGUAGCUUAUACAGGAGAAGGAUCCCGGGCCAGGUUGAUUAAGAUAUUAAAUGUAAAAAGAGUCUUAAGAAGGAAGAAAAUACUUGCUAUUUCUGGUGAAACAGUAAUGAAAACCAUCCCCACAAACGAUUAUAUUGUAACAUUUGAAGGCAAAUCAUUACCCCAAACUGUAAAUAUUUUUAAUAAUGAAAGAGAAGUGGAAAAAUAUGUUAACCCGGUUAUAAUGUGCGUCAAUUGUUGCAGAUUUGGACAUGUCAAAAAUAAUUGUAGAGGCAAGCCUCGUUGCGGUUUUUGUACAGAAGAUCAUCUUAUGUUUGUUUGUGAAAAAAGAGAGCAAGCAAUGAAAAAAAUGAAAUGCCCUGCAGAUCAUCUUAACAAUCUGACUAAAACGUGUAAAAUUCCAAAUUGUGAAGUAAAUCCAAAACCAAGCUGCGUAAAUUGCAAGGGACACCACACUGCUACUGACUGGGGAUGUCCCGAAUACAAACGGCAAAAACAAAUUAACGAAACCAUGAGCUUCUACAACCUUUCUUUUUAUGAAGCAGCUAAACUGCAUCCACGGCUAAUUAAUGCAAACCAAGGCUUUACCCGAAAACCAGAAGAUUUUCCUAGUUUAAAUAAAAAAACUCAGAAUAAACCUCCUCAUCCAACAAGUCCUCAGGGCUGUUCCUCAUAUACAUCAGUACUUAAAAGAAAACGGCCUGACACCCAAUUUACCAAAGGGUAUGAUAAAGUAGCCCAUGAACUAACUUUGUUACCCUCAAGUGCAAGAAGAAAAGUCUCAUCUAUACAAGUAGUUGAAAACUCGACAUCAGAGUCGGAAAUGGAAGUAACUCCUGUAGGAAAUGGCUGGGAAGAAGUAUGCAACAAGUUUGAAGCUUUCAAAAAAGACGUUAUGUCAAUAAAGGGUAUGGAUGAAAAUUGUGUCAACAAUAUCAAACAAUAUUUUGGUUCAUUUGACCUACGGAGGGGGGGCGGCUGCGAUGGCAGCGGUUGACCUACAGGGGUUAGAAAAAGCAAAGAAUCUGUUCCAAUGCAUAAACACUCAUUAAACUACGGGUUACCUUGGUGGGAUAAUGAGUGCACCAACGCUAUUAAAAGGAAAAGACAAGCAUUCAGAGACUAUAAAAACAACCCCUCUGAGACCAACUUCCUGGAAU